Molecule: messenger RNA, 1158 nt
Organism: Suillus clintonianus
Lineage: Eukaryota; Fungi; Basidiomycota; Agaricomycetes; Boletales; Suillaceae
Exons: 5
Coding region: 1-1158 (385 amino acids)
Source: RefSeq, a predicted model, not a curated record
AUGCCGGUUCGUACUUGUUCAACUAUCUGCGAUCUUUCAACUGACUAUCUUGCUGUGUCAGGAAAAGAAUUUCGUGUCUACGGACAUGAAAAUACGUUCCCCGUUCACUCUGUGAUGAAUUCCGAAGUAUCUGAUCUACCCGCUAGUCGUAAGAUAGAGGGACUCGCAUCCUUCUCUUCGAAGGUUUUCAUGUGUCCUCAAUGCGAUACACCAUCAUAUUACCUUGCAGACCCACGAGGAUUCAAACCAGAAGGUUUCAAGUUACGAGACCCUUGGCGCUACAUCAAAUAUGCGUACCGUGCUCGCACAGCGGAUGAAUCAGAUAAGAAAGAAAUCUUUGAGCGCCGUGGAGUGUCUUGGUCUGGACUUAAUAGCCUUCCGGGCUGGCUGACAUCCCUCAACUCCGUCGUGGAGUUUAUGCACUGUGUCUACCUUUGCAUGGUCAAGCACCUAACAAAGGUUAUCCUUCUUCGAUCUGGCAUGCUGAAUCCCAUCCCUUGUAACGACUGGUACCCUCUAGACCGACUAGAGGAAUUUUUCUCUCGAAUUAUAUGGCCGGUAUCAGUGGCUCGCUUACCUCCAUCAGUCACGUCUUCUUCAUCGAAAGCAGACCAGUGGCGUCUUCAUAUCAGUGUCCUAUUUGUGGGGCUUUUCGUCGCUUGGCAAGUUGACGUCUUGCGUCAACGGUGCUUGGAGAUUUUGUUGUCCGAAUCACCCGAUCCCAACCAGGAGCAACUCGACCUUGUGGAUUCCUUCACUACAGACCGGUCAAUUCGUCGACAUUACUCAACCAUGCUCGAAUUCUCGGCUGCCAUACGAAUCCUGUCCUCACGCUCAAUCAGCCCUCAUGAAGUCGAGAGAGGCUGUGCAGCCCUAUCGCGAGCGUGCCAGAACUGGGCGAAUUUGGGUGUUCAUUUGACCCCAUAUUUCCACUUCGCCCAGCACUUUCAGCGUCAAAUGCUGCAGUUUGGACCAUGCUAUGCCACGUGGGCAUUUCCGUAUGAACGGAACAACGGAUUCCUCGGCCGGACCAACCACAACAACCACAAGGGUGGAGAACUCGAGUGUACGAUGAUGCGAAAAUGGUGGAAGUGGGUCUUAGUUCAUGACCUCGUAAGUCUGGGCCACUUCGCUACUAGUACAUACUACAUUGGCUGA